Carassius auratus (goldfish) is the source of this 1481-nucleotide messenger RNA. RefSeq names its product translocase of inner mitochondrial membrane 17 homolog B (yeast) (gene timm17b). Gene Ontology annotation, molecular function: transmembrane protein transporter activity. The transcript is spliced from 6 exons. Gene Ontology annotation, cellular component: TIM23 mitochondrial import inner membrane translocase complex. The coding region runs from base 62 to 571 and encodes 169 amino acids. Gene Ontology annotation, biological process: protein import into mitochondrial matrix. Lineage: Eukaryota; Metazoa; Chordata; Actinopteri; Cypriniformes; Cyprinidae. The record is from RefSeq and is a predicted model, not a curated record.
GAACUGAACCGGAGCCUGUCACGGACAAACUGCGUAAGCGCUCUGACGUCAGCAGGUCAUCAUGGAGGAAUAUGCCCGUGAACCGUGUCCAUGGAGGAUAGUUGAUGACUGUGGCGGUGCUUUUACCAUGGGGGCCAUUGGAGGAGGGGUGUUCCAGUCUGUUAAAGGCUUUCGAAACGCACCUGUGGGUGUUCGACACAGGCUUAGGGGGAGCGCUAAUGCUGUGAGAGUACGAGCACCCCAAAUUGGAGGUAGUUUUGCUGUAUGGGGUGGGCUCUUUUCCACCAUAGACUGUGGUCUGGUGCGUUUGCGGGGUAAAGAAGACCCCUGGAACUCCGUCACCAGUGGAGCCAUGACUGGAGCCAUACUGGCUGCUCGCAGUGGUCCGCUAGCCAUGGUGGGCUCUGCAAUGAUGGGGGGGAUCCUUCUUGCCCUAAUCGAGGGAAUUGGGAUACUUCUUACAAGAUACACAGCACAGCAGUUUCAGAAUCCGAGUCCUUUUGUGGAGGACCCGAGUCAGCUUCCCCCAAAAGAAGGCCAAGAGACACGCGGAUAUGGACAGUAUCAGUAAAAUCACUGUUGCAGGGGUAACUGUAAUAUCAUAGACUGUGAAAAAAAAGAGGAUUGUUAGAAGUUUAGGACCCUUAUCAUAGUUUACAGUCCCCCUCUUAGACAGGGGGAUCCUCCUGAACCUCUCAUCCUCUAUUAGAUGGCCACUCAGGGGCAAGCAGUAUGCCAUUUGUAUUAUGUAUGAAUGUAUUUUGUCAUGUUAAAAGGGGAAAGAUUUUCACCAAGCAUACUGAGGCAGAACUCAAUCUACAUUUUUUUUCAUACUGGCCUGUUUGAACAUACUAAUAAAAAAAUACUGUAUAUGUAGCUAACUAGACCGUGCAGAGACACUUCUACACUUUUACACAUAAACAAAAUUUGAUUUUGAUUUUUACAUCACUGAUGCAGUGUUAUGAAAACAUUGAUGCAAAGCUGCAGCACAUUAUAUAAAGUUUUUCUUAAUCUAAUAUAUGAGCUGAACCUGACUGUUGAUACACCAGUGAUCUAUUUUAAAUUUUGCUUUAGUUCUUUUUGAGUUAUUUUAACUGAGAUCUUUCAUAGACUUUGUCUCUUUUUCAUUCACGCUACAUAGCCUGUCUUCCGUUUUUACUGAGAAAAAAAUCUAAUAAAUUUAUCUCUAAAAUAAUGUGCUGUCAGGAGAGACACCAUUGUUAAAGAUUAUAUUCAACUUUAAUGUUCCUCUACCAAAGUAAAUUUGAGUCAUUCAUUCUCUCCAUAUUUUCAGUCUCUCCUGUUUGACACUGAUUUUUUUCCCCAUACUCCCUUUAUCACUAUCUUUGUGUAAUGUCAUGUAGUUUUGUUUUUUGUUUUUUUGAUGGAUUAUUUAUUUUUGGAACUAUAUAGAGACAAAAAGAGGAUAUGUAUGUAAAAGUAUACAAGUAACCUGUCUCAAUAAAGUAUUUAAUGGUUGA